Molecule: messenger RNA, 1320 nt
Organism: Paramecium pentaurelia
Lineage: Eukaryota; Ciliophora; Oligohymenophorea; Peniculida; Parameciidae
Source: the annotation of a GenBank genome assembly
AUGAAUAUAGUUGAGUACAGAAAGCAUCAGAAUGAAAACUAAAUCAGAACUUGUUGUUGCAAAAGAAGAGCUCCUUGGGAAUUACAACCAGACAGAAAAGUAUAAUAGGUUUUUAAAUUCUUAGAUUCUGAUUGGUACCGCAGAUAAAAAUAUUCCCAAUAAUAGAGUAGAGACUUCUAAGUAUAAUAUGCUCACAUUCUUACCCAAAAACUCAUUAGAAUAAUUUAGGAAAGCAUCUAAUUUGUAUUUUUUGCUUUUAGGCAUUUUGUAAUCAGUUUGAAUUCAAUUUAGUUAAAUCCUUCCUCCAGUCACAACUACUGAUGGACAACCAACUGUUUAUUUACCCCUUUCAUUCAUUAUUAUGGUCAGCAUGAUCAAGGAUUUUUUUGAAGACUUUAAAAGGUACCUCAAUCAUCACCAUUAGACACCGAGCAGAUGAUGAAGAAAACAAUCGAACUGUAUAGAAAUAUUCACUUCGAACAGGAGUUUUCGAAUAUGACAAAUGGUAAAAUGUUUAUGUUGGAGACAUUAUAAGGAUUGCAAAUAAAUAGGUUUGAUUUUAACUUAAGAGUAGAGAAUUCCUGCUGAUAUUAUUAUAUUAGCAACUUCAAAAGGAGGAGAAUGUUUUGUUGAAACUAAGAAUCUAGAUGGUGAAACUAAUCUCAAACCUAAAUAUGCACAUCCAUAAUUGCAAACAUUAUACAGAUAAUUAAAUGAGAAAGAGUUACCUUAUAAUUUGUAAUUUUGAAAUAAAAUAUCUUAGAUUUGUGACUAUGGAUUUUGAAAGAUAAAAUCCUCUUAUGUAUAAAUUUAAGGGAAGUUUCAAUAUUGUUAAUGAAAAUAAAGAAUAACCAAAAGAACCAUUAAAUUAUGAAAAUUUUUUAGAAAGAGGAUGCUCUCUUUAAAAUACUGAUUGGAUUUUAGCAGUUACUGUUUAUACAGGUCAUGAUACUAAAAUAAUGAUGAAUUCUAUUAUAGGAAAGAUGAAAUAUAGUACAGUUGAGAAAUUGAUGAGCAAGUAAAUUUUAUGGGUAUUCUUAUUUUUGUUGUUUGAAUGUAUUUUUGCAUCAACAUAUUAUAAUGUAUGGUACUAAAGAAAUGUGAAUGAAUUACAAUCUUAUUUGAAUAUUGAUUAAAAUGCUCCAGAGAAUAAUUCCUUUUACAAUUUUAUAUUAAGAUUUGCAAUGUGGUUUUUAUUGNUGAGUACAGAAAGCAUCAGAAUGAAAACUAAAUCAGAACUUGCUGUUGCAAAAGAAGAGCUCCUUGGGAAUUACAACCAGACAGAAAAGUAUAAUAAGUAUUUAAAUUCUUAGAUUCUGA